AUGUCAAAUCCAAAUCAUCCUCAGAAAAUUGUGCGACGGACGCGGCCGCAUGUCUAUGAAAUUUGGCGCCAAAAGGGAAUUUCUACGAUUGUAGAGCGCGCGACCACUCGCGUGACAUUUUUCUCAGAAAUGGCUUCGCGGAGUGAAGAAGAGAGAAUUAGUAGAUGGCUGGAGGGAGAAGACACUGAUCCUAGUGAUAUAGCAGAGAGUGACACUGAAGAUCGAUUUCCAGAAACUCUAGACGUUGGCCGCUCACUGUAUUCUUUGAUAUGA
Parnassius mnemosyne (clouded apollo) is the source of this 273-nucleotide messenger RNA. Lineage: Eukaryota; Metazoa; Arthropoda; Insecta; Lepidoptera; Papilionidae. The record is from the annotation of a GenBank genome assembly.